Molecule: messenger RNA, 6449 nt
Organism: Drosophila navojoa
Lineage: Eukaryota; Metazoa; Arthropoda; Insecta; Diptera; Drosophilidae
Gene: tutl
Product: immunoglobulin superfamily member turtle
Biological process (GO): homophilic cell-cell adhesion; axon guidance; dendrite self-avoidance
Cellular component (GO): axon; plasma membrane
Molecular function (GO): cell-cell adhesion mediator activity
Source: RefSeq, a predicted model, not a curated record
AGCUCGGCGCAGAUUUAGUACUCAAUUGUUGUGCUGCUACGGCGUACGUGAACGCGGACUGUGAAAGAAACACAACGUUCAGUUCUGAGUGAAGUUCCCAGCUCCACGUAAAAGUCAACGGAAACGUUUCCGUCGGCAGCAGCAGCAGCCACAGCAGCGCGGCCAUUGCUGAGGUCCUUCAUCAAAAUGCGCACACAUACAAAAGUAAAUGUAUAUGAAAAGAAAGUGUCAUAAAUCAAGCGAUUAUCCUGUAAACAAAGUGUAAAACGCGCUCCCCAGCAAACAACAAAAACAACAAAAACAACAACAACAGCAAUAACAACAACAACAACCUUUAAUAAAAACAGAACCAGAAACCCAACAAGGAGUUUUUCUUAAUAAAACCCGAUUUGUAUUACGUUAAAAGCCAACGUGGAUAACAAAAACAACAACAACAACAACAACGAUAACCACAGCUACAACAACAACAACACCAUAGAAGUGCUUUUUAUUACUUGAGCAUUUAAUUUUGCUGAGUUGCUGUUGGACAUUUCGUCUGAAGCCCAACAAGGUUUUGGGUACAGCCACUUUGUUUGGCAUUUUUGGAGAGUCCCAGCGAAAACCAAGGCACUACAUUGGAUUGGGCUUGAACACAUUAUAUAAUGCUUGCGACAGUGAGAUGACGCCAGUGCAAGUGAGAACGAUACGUUAGGCGGCGUUGACUAUGGGACCAGAGGCAUGGGCGUGUGUGCGGACCCUGGGUCUUAUCGAUGGUGUCAGGCAUUAAGCCGGUCGCGUUCGUCGUGCGCCACAAACACAAACCAAUCAACGAGAAAGCAGACUCAACAACAAUCAGACACAAUCAGCAAAAGUACCAGAGCCGAGUCAACAAUUGUAGCAUCGAUAUUUCGAGGAGCUACGACUACGACGACGGAGACGACGACAAUUGCAACAGCUUCGACUCUAAACCAAACGCCGUUGAAAACGGCUGCGUUCACAGUGAAAACAACGAGAAGAAGAAGACACCAGGACGAGGACGACGACGUCGAAGAGGACGUCGACGGCUGCGCUCGCACUCCGACCAAGACUUGCCGAUCAAUACAGACUCUGAAAUUAGCACUCAUCUGUCUGUUUGCCCUAUUGGCACGAAAUGCACAAGCUCACAAUAUACCAGAAGAUGCUGUGCACAUCACGGCCAUACUGGGCGAGGGGGUUGUCUUCAAUUGCCACGUCGAGUUCCCCAAUGAUCAUCCAGUGCCAUAUGUCCUGCAGUGGGACAAGAAGGUGAGCGAAACGGGCUCCGAUCUGCCCAUUUACAUCUGGUAUGAGAGUUACCCGGAACACAUCGAGGAAGGCUACAAGGGGCGCGUGUCCCGCGUGUCGCAGGACUCGCCGUUCGGCUCCGCAUCGCUCAACCUAACCAACAUUCGAGAGUCGGAUCAGGGCUGGUACGAGUGCAAGGUCGUAUUCCUGAACCGAGACCCCAAGCAGCAUAAGAACGGUACAUGGUUCCACUUAGACGUACAUGCACCGCCACGCUUUAGUGUUACACCAGAGGAUAUUAUAUAUGUUAAUUUAGGUGAUUCAAUUAUACUAAAUUGCCAGGCCGAUGGCACUCCGACCCCAGAGAUCCUUUGGUAUAAGGAUGCGAAUCCCGUUGAUCCAUCGCCAACGGUCGGCAUCUUCAACGAUGGCACCGAGCUACGGAUCUCCACCAUACGCCACGAGGACAUCGGAGAAUACACUUGCAUUGCACGCAAUGGUGAGGGACAAGUCUCCCAUACGGCCCGCGUUAUAAUUGCGGGCGGCGCUGUAAUAAUGGUGCCGCCCACCAAUCAAACGAAACUCGAGGGCGAAAAAGUGAUAUUCUCCUGCGAGGCUAAGGCCAUGCCGGGCAACGUGACGGUGCGCUGGUUCCGGGAGGGAUCUCCCGUUCGGGAGGUGGCCUCGCUGGAGACGCGCGUCACGAUUCGGAAGGACGGCUCGCUGAUCAUCAAUCCCGUCAGCGCGGACGAUUCGGGGCAAUACUUGUGCGAGGUGACCAACGGCAUUGGAGAUCCACAGAGUGCUUCGGCCUACCUCAGUGUGGAAUAUCCUGCCAAAGUGACCUUCACGCCAACCGUGCAGUAUCUGCCUUAUCGUCUAGCCGGCGUCGUGCAGUGCUACAUCAAAUCGAAUCCGCAGCUGCUGUACGUCACAUGGACGAAGGACAAGCGCCUGCUGGAGCCGUAUCAAAUGAAGGACAUUGUGGUAAUGGCCAACGGCUCGCUGCUCUUCACGCGCGUUAACGAGGAGCAUCAGGGACGCUACUCUUGCACACCCUACAACGUCCAGGGCACACAGGGUGACUCGGGCACGAUGGAAGUGCUGGUGCGCAAGCCUCCGACUUUUACCGUAGAGCCGGAGACGCUCUACCAGCGCAAGGUGGGCGACAGCGUCGAAAUGCACUGCGAUGCGGUCGAAGCGGAGGGCACCGAACGGCCCACCAUCAAAUGGCAGAGGCAGGAGGGCGAGCAGCUGUCUGACUCGCAGCGCAACCGGGUGAAAAUUUCCGGCGGCAACAUAACCAUUGAAAAUUUGCGCCGCGAAGACUUCGGGUACUACCAGUGUGUGGUCUCCAACGAGGUGGCCACGCUGAUGGCCGUCACGCAGCUGGUCAUCGAGGGCACGCAGCCCCAUGCGCCCUACAACAUUACGGGUAAGGCCACCGAGUCCUCUAUAACGCUGCAGUGGAUGCCCGGGUACAGCGGCGGGUCCGAGUACAAGCAGGACUACACCAUCUGGUACCGCGAGGCAGGCGUCAAUGACUGGCAGACGAUAUCCGUGACCCCAUCUGGCAGUACACAGGUGACCAUUAAUGGCUUAGCCUCCGGCACCAGCUAUGAAUUUCAGGUGGUCGGACGCAAUGUCCUCGGCGAUGGGAUGAUGAGCAAGGUCAUGACGGUGCGAACCUUGGAAGACGCUCCGGCAGCGCCACGUAAUGUCAAGGCUGCAACACAACCGCCCGAUCACUUAUUUCAGCCAAUGCCAGACGAAGCUGGCCCGAAACCCGGACCGCCUCGCAACGUGUCCGUGACGGAGAUCUCAAAUGGUUUCCUGAUCACGUGGCAGUCGCCGUUGGAGCGCGCGCACAUCGUCAAGUUCUACACGAUUAAAUAUCGCACGGACGCGGAGUGGAAAACGUUGAAUCGGGGCCAAAUACGGCCGGAGGAGACCCAGUAUUUGGUGAAGAACCUGGUUGGCGGUCGCACCUACUAUUUCCGCGUGCUGGCCAACUCGGAAAAGUCGUACGAGUCGAGCGAUGAGGUGAAAUUCCCAGUGCCGGCGCGUGUCAAACAUAAAGCUAUAACAGCCGGCGUCGUUGGGGGCAUCCUGUUUUUUAUUGUUGCGAUCAUUUUAUCGGUUUGUGCCGUAAAAAUUUGCAAUAAACGUAAACGACGAAAACAGGAAAAAGAGUUCAACAUGGUAGCUUGCAGGAUAACAGAUGCUCGUAACAUUGCAGCCAAUAAUCAUCAUUUGCACAAUCGCAGUACGGGCUCCAUAUCCUCUGGUCAAGUGCCUUUAAAAAACAAUACUGAACACUAUCGUGAUUAUGAAAGCGUUUUUAUAGUUCCAGGUCAUCCUGUCAUAAUCAAAAUCGUACAAACAAACCCGAAUAUCAAGUCUAACUGCAAUACUCAUUGCCAUUUGCACUGGAUUUGGCCACCCGACCGCUGCACCAACUGCCACUCCAUCUACAGCUCACCCAACAUUCACGAAGAUGUUGUGCAGGACGAAGGGAAGAGGCGGUCCGCACAGCUCGGCUACGACAACAGCAUUGAGAACUGCGUCGACGUGGUCGACGGCGCGCUCUUCGAGCGUCGCAACAGCAGUGGGUCCCAGAAGUCCUCCAGCGAUGACGGCGGCUUCCUCUCGCGCCGCAACUUCAUCACAGCGCGCGCCUCCUGGCGUCGGCCACUGGUCGCCUCAUCGAGCCAGGUCAGCUUGCAGUCGGCAGCCGACUCCGCACGGGGUUUCCUUAACGGCUUGGGCGGCCUGCUGAAGAUUGGCGGGGCGGUCAAGCAGCCGCCCGGGGAUGAGGCUGUCACUGGCGCGAGAUACCAGAACGUGCACAACAUCUACAGGAACAUGCAGCAGAACGCGGCGAGCAAUGGUCCUCUGCACAUCAACACAAUCAGCGGCAGCCUGGGCCAGCAGCUGAUGUCGCCUCAGCUCUACACACCGUCUCGUGUAUCGCGCAUCUUCUCCAGCUCGCCGGCCAGCACUCCCGGCCACAACCAGCAGCUGCACCAGCACCAGCACCAGCACCAGCAUCAGCUCUUAUCCUAUAACGCCGGAUAUCCGUCGCAGCACACACACUUUAGCGAUCUCAGCACCGUCUAUCCGAACUCCGCGGAGCGUUCACUGCCGACAUCCCACAUCAGCGGCGCGGGCAACCUGAGCCGCUAUCGCUACCAUUCCCAGGAGCUGCCGUCACUGCGCACCAUCCAGGAGGAGACGCGUCGCCAGCAACCGUACCACCAGGCGCAGCAGCCACUGGAGGACCACUUCGUGCCACUGCAGCUGCCCUCACCGCCGUCGUGGCGCAACUACUACCAAACACAGCUGCCAUAUCAGAGCUACCGGCCGCGCACCCGCUGGUAUCCCCGGCACUAUUCCCGGCUCUUCAGCCGGCAGCAGCACGAGCUGCUGUCGCCUCUGCCGGACUUGAACCUCUCGCUGCGUGGCUCGGCCAACGCCGCUGGCGUGGGCCUGGAAGCAUCCCCCGAGUCUCGGUCAAGCUCCAGUGGGUUCGGCUCCAAGAACACGUCCAACCAUCCAGGCAGCACGAGCGAGUGGCGCCUUUUGCCGCCCUAUCGCCCGCCGCCGUCGCCGCCGAAGCACUCGGCGUACUUUGGCUUGAACAUCGCUGCCACGGGCAGCCAACAGGCGCAAGCCCAAACCCUGGUGCCGGGGCAGCUGCAGCAGCAGCCGUACCACUACUCCUACCUACAGCCGAGUCCGCCUUCGGCCGGGCUACCGACGCCGCCGUACACCAUGUCACACUGGCUGGAAAUGAUCUCACGACUGAAUGCAGCCACGGAUAACAAUUUGCCCAGGUCCUGCCCCGUGGACGUGGGUAGUGUCGAUGGCCACUACGAAUUCGACCCCGCCACGCCGACGCCCAGUGCCUCUACUCCAACGGGCGGCGUUGGCCUGCUUCGCGAUGAUCUCAAUCUACACAUAGACACACAUCACUAUCCGCAUCACUCUCAUCAUCAUCACCAUCACCAGCACGCAACAUCCUUCCACCAGCAUCCGCACCACACUCUCGGCCCGUUGAGUGGCAGCUUGUUGCAUGCUUCGACUGCGGCUGCCGCCUCCACCGGUGGCUCGGCUACCUACGGAGCCUCCAUGGCUCGCAAGCUGCGCAGCCUGCCCCGCUACGACAAUGUGGAGGCGCGACUCCAGGCCAUGCGAGAGGAGUUCUACGCCUACCGCAAGCGCCAGUCCAUGCAGCGCACUAGUGGCCCAGAAAUCGAGAGCGUGUGCUGACAACAGACAGCAGACAGCAGACAACUGACAGCGUAAAUGUGACCGCAAAGUAAACAACAACUAUACACACACACACACACACAGAGAAAGAGACAGAGUCUUGCACAGGUACACCCAUAGAAUAUAUCUGCACCAGCUUAGGCACAGAAUGAAUAACCCGGCAGUAGCAGCAGCAGCAGCAGCAGCCAUAACAACAUGCAAUCGAAGUCGACCACAGAUUAGAUGAUAUCUAUCCAGCAAUAACAAAGCUCACAUCGUAUGUUACCCAUGUUAGAACCCAAGCGUCAUACUAUGAACUACAAGUAUUUAAGGCCACAUAUAGACGGCCCCCAAAAAGAAAACCAGCAAUUAGUAGUUUUUUAUGAUAUAUAGAGCAAUCGAAGACCGGAAAACAAAAUCGAAAAAUACAAGUAUAGGACACCCAGAGAGGAGAUAAUUUUUGUACAUAUUAAAUACAUUCAAUAAUGAUAUACACAUUAUAAGAAGGCACUCGAGCAAAAUAUGAUAGCAACGUUUAAGUAUAAUAUUUAUGGUAAAAACCUAUAGCAAUUAUGAAACACAUAUUAUAACUUAAAACUCAAUUUACAUAUAUGAAUUGAUUGGAUUGAACACAAUAUGCAAAUGAAAAUAUUAUUUAUAAACAAGCCGAAAACAAAAGAAAUUAUGUAUUAGAUAUUUAUAUACGGUAAAGCAUAGGCGACACAGAUUGAUCUGUUACAACAUCAAUUACCAAUUAAACAAAUCCACAAACGUAAGCGUACAUUAUGUUACAUUAACACUAACGUAAAUUAAAGCGGAAUAUAUGAUAGCGAUUAAGUCUUUAGUUGUUAGACUAAACGAUCAAACGAAAUGUUAAAAUAAAAGCGAUAAAUACUCUGAAAAAUUACAUAUAGACAAAUUGUUUUAUAAUUAAAUUAUUGAAUGAAGAAAAAAAA